Trichomycterus rosablanca is the source of this 3456-nucleotide messenger RNA. It is a transcript of the gene tbc1d12b, whose product is annotated as TBC1 domain family, member 12b. The record is from RefSeq and is a predicted model, not a curated record. Bases 548 to 2422 code for a protein of 624 amino acids. The transcript is spliced from 15 exons. NCBI's taxonomy places the organism in Eukaryota, Metazoa, Chordata, Actinopteri, Siluriformes, Trichomycteridae.
GAUGGCUGCGGCUCAGGGCCGGAGAGCUGGAGAGAGAAAGUCCCGGUAUUAAACCCAAAACAACUCCGGGAUCUUCUAACAUCAGCGGGGAGCGUCAGGGGCUUUAAUGUUCAGGUGUUAAGUGUGUGUGUGUGUGUGUGUGUGUGAGAGUGUGUGUGUGUGUGUGAGUGUGUGUGAGAGUGUGUGUGUGUGUGUGUGUGUGAGUGUGUGUGAGAGUGUGUGUGUGUGUGUGUGUGUGUGUGUGUGUGUGUGUGUGUGUGUGUGUGUGUGUGUGUGUGGAGGAAGUGCGGAGUGUGUUUGUGGUCGCUCAGGCCGCCGCUGGUUCGGUUCUGAUGGACCUUAGAGCCGCUGCUGCUGGUUCCGAACCGGAUCCUGUACUGGCGUAACUGGGACCAGUAAAGGAUCUACUGAGAUCUGUUAUAAACACAGGAGCAGAUCCCGAACACACCGGUCGCUGCGCCACAGAGGAAAAUCCGCUCGGACUCGGACUCACCGCGGCCCCGGUCAUGCUAGUAUCGCCAGACCUGCCUCGUUACCAAGCUAGCUGAUGGUGGCGUCGGCCGAUAAAGGCAGGCUAACACCGUCGGCCGCUAAUGCUACGAAACACUCAAGGGAAAUGGAAGAAGCAGACCCUCAGGAGGCUAACUCCCCGAGUCGCGAGGAGAGCGGGCGGGGCCGCGCCGUACCGAAGUACGCUAAUCCGGACGGAGCGCCGGCGCCCGCCAAGCUUCCCAACGGUCACCUGACCUGGGAAGCGCUGGCCAACGGCGAACUGCCGCCGGACGCCGCGACGUCCGGGUCGGGUCACGGGUCGCCGGCGCCGAGCCCGGACGGGGCAUCCGGUCCCGAGGACGGCGGUCACCGUGGCGACCCGGCGUUCGUGGACGUGAGUCUGGGGUCGAGGAACACGUUCGAGCUGAGCCGGCGGCAGAGCGCCCCCGACGACGUGGGCGAGGCCGCCGAGCCGGACGCCGGGCAGAAGAGACACGGCAUCUCCGACAUCUUCAGCAGGGGUUUGUUCUCCAGGAAGCAGAAGGAAUCUCCCAGCGCGCCGGGCUGGAAGCUGUUCGGUAAAGUCCCGCUGAAGGAAAGUCCUCAGAAAGACUCCAGGACCAUCCAGCAGGACGGUAACCCGGGCAACCUCACGUCUGUAUCGACGCCCGACCUCUUGAGCACAGGGGAGUACGAAGCCAAGCGAGGACCCCACAGCCCACCGGCCCAGCUCAGUCACGGCCGACGCAAGAAUCUGGUGUUCGAACCCCUGUCCACCACAGCGCUCAUUCUAGAGGACCGGCCAGCGAACCUUCCCGCUAAGCCCGAGGAGGAGGCACAGCGCCAUCGGCAGGAAUACGAUGAAAUGGUGGCCGAGGCCAAGAGGAGAGAGCUGAAGGAGGCGCAGAAGAAGAAGCAGCAGAUGAAGGAGCGCUUCAGACAGGAGGACAGCAUCGCCAACGCCAUGGUGGUGUGGAACACCGAGAUCCUGCCCAACUGGGACAGCAUGCGUGGCACUCGCAGGGUGAAAGAUCUGUGGUGGCAGGGCCUCCCGCCCAACGUCCGGGGCCGCGUGUGGAGCCUGGCUAUCGGCAACGAGCUCAACAUCACGCCAGAGCUGUACGAGAUCUUCCUGUCACGAGCCAAGGAGCGCUGGAGGAGCUUUAAAGAGACGGGCAGCGAGGCCGAGGCAGAAGACAGCGGCGCAUCAUUAGCCGAUCGUGAAUCCAGUUUGGAUCUCAUCAAGCUGGACAUCUCCCGCACCUUCCCCUCUCUCUUCAUCUUCCAGAAGGGGGGUCCGUACCAUGAUCUGCUCCACAGCGUGCUCGGAGCGUACACGUGCUACCGGCCCGACGUAGGAUACGUACAGGGCAUGUCCUUCAUCGCCGCCGUUCUGAUCCUCAACCUGGAGGAGGCCGACGCCUUCAUCGCCUUCGCCAACCUCCUCAACAAGCCCUGUCAGAUGGCGUUCUUCAGGGUGGACCACGACCUGAUGCUGAAGUACUUUGCUGCGUUUGAGGUGUUUUUCGAGGAGAACCUGCCCAGGUUGUUCAGUCACUUCAAGAGCGCCAACCUCACACCGGACCUCUACCUGAUCGACUGGAUCUUCACCCUGUACAGUAAGUCCCUCCCCCUGGACGUGGCGUGCCGCGUGUGGGACGUGUUCUGCCGGGACGGUGAGGAGUUCCUGUUCCGGACGGCUCUGGGGAUCCUGCGCCUGUACGAGGACGUUCUGCUCCACAUGGACUUCAUCCACAUGGCCCAGUUCCUCACGCGCCUCCCCGAGCACGUCCCCCCCGAGCGCCUCUUCAGCACCAUCCACACCACCCACAUGAGCAGCGGCAACCGCAAGUGGAACCAGGUCUUUAGUGCACUAAUGAAGGACAGAGAAUCGGAGAAGUGUGGCAGCCCGAUCCUGAAAAGCUCCUGAUGCGCUGGUGCUGCACCUCGGCCUUGCAAAAAGACCGAAGUAGAGCUGAUCGACGCGCUCGGACCUCCUCGAGUCCCGUUCUUCACACCAGCACCUCAUUUCCUCUCGAAUCUCUCGUUUAUUUAGAUAAAAUUCCUCAGAAGCGCUCCGUCAUAACCAGUGCAUCGUAGCUAAUGGACCAAUCGGAAGAGCCGCCGAGUGUGCCGUGUCCCGUCGCCGCUUCUUCCCGCUCUCACGCGUUUAACGUGUCGCACUCCAAGCUGUGAAGCUCAUGAACGUCGUUAUGAAUGCAGACACUACUACUCGGGUCCAAGCUGAGACCUCCACGAGGUGCAAUUCCAGAGUUUAGCAGGUUCUCUUUUCUCUACAGUAGGCCUGUCAUGAUACAGAAGCAUUUUAACUUAAUAUUUUAGUCACUCAGUAAUAAAGAGCAGCUGUCGACCGGCCGGGCGCCUUUACAUGCAACUGUCGGCUCGUAGGGAUUACUCACAAGUGCUGCAGUUACGCCCCCUGCUGGCUGAUCCAUGGCGCUGUGCCAUCAAUAAAUAAUAAAUCAAUAAAUAAAUAUAAAGAAAUCAAUAAAUAAAUAAAUAUAAAUAUAUAUUUUGACAGGCCUACUAGUGAGACGAGAUGUUCCCAUGGCGGGCGUGACCAUGUUAAGGUACUCGGGCACUAAAUGAUCGAAGCAUUUUUCUCUUUAGAUGAACUCGUCGUCUGAUUUCUGUCCCGUUUCUGUCUGUCUGUAAUAAUACUCGACCAAACCUGUCUCUCUCUCUCUCUCUCUCUCUCUUUGUGAUUAUAAAAAUUGAGCUCCAGUGCUGUUCCUGUCGAGCGAAUCGUCUGCUUCUGAAUGCUUCCGCCUCUUUGCGUCUCCGCUUGAUGAUUUUAAAGUUUAGGUUUGAAUUUUAAGCUUCUUUUCUACUCAUGUCCUGAUUUUGUACAGUUUUUCGACGAGGAGACUCUGUAAAUACACGAUGAAGUGGAAACCACUGAAGCUUACAGCACGUGUAAAUAAAAGCCAGAGUGGAAACGUG